CCAUCAAUAAACCUCUUCCUCUCUUCCCCAAACCCUUCCUUAAACCUCCCCAUCUCUCUCUCCUUCCUUCUUCCAUCUCCUCUUCUUUUCCUUCACUCAUCGAUGGAGUCUCCUCCUACUUCUCAUCUCCCUCACCAGCCGAACCGUUCUCAAACCCCUUUUAUUUACAACAACGAAGACGACGACGAAAAGCCUCGAGAAGAGUGCGGCGUCGUCGGAAUCUACGGCGACCCAGAGGCUUCACGGCUCUGUUACUUAGCUCUCCACGCGCUUCAACAUCGUGGCCAAGAAGGUGCAGGUAUUGUAACUGUUAGCAGUGAAAAGGUUCUUCAAACCAUUACAGGUGUUGGUUUAGUCUCUGAGGUUUUCAACGAAUCCAAACUCGAUCAGUUACCUGGUGAAUUCGCAAUCGGCCAUGUCCGUUACUCAACCGCCGGAUCUUCAAUGCUCAAGAACGUUCAGCCUUUCGUCGCGGGUUACCGAUUUGGUUCAAUCGGUGUUGCCCACAAUGGUAAUUUAGUAAAUUACAAGACUUUGAGAGCUAUGCUUGAAGAGAACGGUUCCAUAUUCAAUACUAGCUCUGAUACUGAGGUUGUGCUUCAUUUGAUUGCGAUUUCUAAAGCUAGACCCUUUUUUAUGAGAAUCAUUGAUGCUUGUGAGAAGCUUCAAGGUGCUUAUUCGAUGGUGUUUGUUACUGAGGAUAAGCUUGUUGCUGUUCGUGACCCAUAUGGGUUUAGGCCAUUAGUUAUGGGUAGGAGAAGUAACGGAGCUGUUGUUUUCGCUUCCGAGACUUGUGCUCUUGAUUUGAUUGAAGCUACUUAUGAGAGAGAGGUUUAUCCUGGUGAGGUUUUGGUUGUGGACAAGGAUGGUGUGAAGUCUCAGUGUUUGAUGCCUCGUCCUGAGAUCAAGCAAUGUAUUUUCGAACACAUCUACUUCUCUUUGCCUAACUCGAUUGUGUUUGGUCGAUCUGUGUAUGAAUCUAGGCAUGUCUUUGGUGAGAUUUUGGCGACAGAGUCCCCUGUUGAGUGCGAUGUUGUGAUCGCUGUGCCUGACUCUGGCGUUGUGGCUGCUCUCGGGUACGCUGCGAAAUCGGGUGUGCCGUUUCAGCAGGGACUGAUUAGGUCUCAUUAUGUAGGGAGGACGUUCAUUGAGCCGUCUCAGAAGAUCAGAGACUUUGGUGUGAAGCUUAAGCUGUCUCCUGUUCGUGGGGUUUUAGAAGGGAAGAGAGUUGUUGUGGUGGAUGAUUCUAUUGUGAGGGGCACCACUUCGUCUAAGAUUGUGCGUUUACUGAGAGAAGCGGGUGCGAAAGAGGUUCAUAUGAGGAUUGCUAGUCCUCCUAUUGUGGCUUCUUGUUACUAUGGAGUGGACACACCUAGCUCAGAGGAGUUGAUAUCCAACAGAUUGAGUGUUGAGGAGAUUAGCGAGUUCAUCGGGAGUGACUCUCUUGCGUUUCUGUCGUUCGAUACCUUGAAGAAACACUUAGGGAAAGACUCAAAGAGCUUCUGCUAUGCGUGCUUCACAGGUGACUAUCCCGUGAAGCCCACUGAAGUUAAGGUGAAACGAGGAGGAGGGGAUUUCAUUGAUGACGGUCUCGUUGGUAGCUUCGAAAACAUCGAAGCAGGUUGGGUUCGGUAACGAGAGACUAAUGGUGGUGAAAAGAUCUUUAGUAGAUUCUUAAGUGUAUGCUUUGUUUUUUAUUUUAUUUUAUCAGUUUGACAUUAUAGUCAUAUUUAGAUAUUUGUUUUGUUUGAAUCUUGAAAGAUUUUGAUCUCACAGCGGGUCCUUUUAUGAAUCCAAUCUUAUUUGUAGACA
Molecule: messenger RNA, 1812 nt
Organism: Camelina sativa (false flax)
Lineage: Eukaryota; Viridiplantae; Streptophyta; Magnoliopsida; Brassicales; Brassicaceae
Product: amidophosphoribosyltransferase 1, chloroplastic
Biological process (GO): purine nucleobase biosynthetic process
Molecular function (GO): amidophosphoribosyltransferase activity
Source: RefSeq, a predicted model, not a curated record